Messenger RNA from Brassica napus (rape), 3080 nucleotides. RefSeq lists its product as uncharacterized. Bases 1122 to 2930 code for a protein of 602 amino acids. NCBI's taxonomy places the organism in Eukaryota, Viridiplantae, Streptophyta, Magnoliopsida, Brassicales, Brassicaceae. Gene Ontology annotation, molecular function: protein binding. The transcript has a single exon. The record is from RefSeq and is a predicted model, not a curated record.
UGUGUGGUAGCCAAGGAUGACUUGCCUGCGUCUUAACACCAUAUCACAGACUUUAUCGAUAGUCUCUGAGUUGGUUAGGCUGUAGGCAGUCUCCUCGGCUAUUCAGACACUCCUCUUUCUCCUCAUUUCACAUUUCUCUUUUUCAAUGACCGAACACAGAAAGCGUUUUGAUACAUUCGAUUUUGGUUGGUCUUUAAAUUGAAAACAAGUUUACGAGAUCUCGUAUGAGAUUGGGUGGAAUAUUGUCUAUGUAUGAGCAUUGGGACAAUGUGUUGUGGAAAGAUCGAGGGCUUUGCUUCACUGUGACCAAUAAACUUCACGUGGAGAGUCUGUGGAUCUUGUCGCCUAUCAGCAUGUGAGCUUUUCUCUAAUUCUAUUUCUAAAUGUGGCCAUGUAAAAGGGUCGGCGGCGAAAAACUUAAUGAUAUCUGUGAUAUUAUUGUUUAGUUCGUGAAGUAAAUUGAUUUAACCUGAAACAAGCAAAAAAGUUUUAAAUCCAAAAACCAAUUUAUGCGUUUUAGAGUCAAUUGAAUAUGCGUUUUUACAUUAAUUAAUUUAUAACUUCUAUUUCUGUAAGAGAUAACGUCUUACGAUGCCUUUUCUCUAAUAUGGCUAUCUAUCUAUCAAUUCACAAGCCAGGCAUUCGUUGAUAUACUUUACGAGUUAGAUUUCCGUGAAGGUAGUUUCAAUUUUUGAUCCAAAAGAUAAUAAUAAUUACUGAUUUAGUCAUAUACCUUAAAGACAAAAUUAACAUAUACAACCAACCACAAAUUUAACCAAUUAAAUUUGUGAUUGUUGAAUGCUGAUGAUGCCAAAACUCAAAAAAAAAGUCUCAAAAAUAUCUUAAAAGACAUGUAUCAGAUCUUUUCCGCUUUUCGUAGCUCCAAGCUUCACCGUGACUGAAGACGACCGGAUCAAAUCUCGGACAUAAAAGUCUCCUUCUUUCGGACAAUUAUUUUUCUUAUUAAACAAACCCAAAGCCAAAAUCUCAGUUCAAACUCCAACCAGUUCUCCUUCCAGAUCCUAAACCACUCAUCAUCUCCUCCUACAGAUCUACAUAUAUGGCGGUUACUCACUGAUUCAGACACGCCGAAAAAGGACUUCACUUUUUCAUCACUUCCAAUGGCAGAUCCUCGAAACGGCAAGUCCUUCUUUCUCACCUUCUACUUUAUAAUCACCCUCACUCUGCUUUUCAUCUCGCCGUCGGACGCCAACGAGUCUCCGGCCAUCGUUGAUUCGACUGAAGACGUUGUUUCCACCGAUGUAGCUGCGUCGGUUACCGAACCCACCCGAGAAGAUGCUCUACUGCACAAACUCGAGGAACUCGUUAAGAAUCUGACGGAGAUCGUCUCUAAUCUAGACGCGAAGUUAUCCGAAUCGAAGAACGAGAUCUCUAAAUCAGAUGAUGAAGCCUUCGUCGGAGGAGGAAGAGCCAAGGCCUUCUCAGUGACAAAGUACAGUCCUUUCUGGACGGAGAGAUUCUCCUUCACAUCGGCAGUGAAGCUCGACUCAGACGCCACGUGUAUCAACGUGCUGCCGUUUAAAGACUUCGAAGGCUCGAGCAAGUACUUCGCGAUCGGGGACUCUAGAGGUAGAGUUUACGUGUUCUUGAGAAACGGCGACGUUUUGAUCGAGUUCUUCACCACCGUUGAUUCGCCCGUUACAGCUAUGGUUUCGUAUUUUUCGAUGUUUAAGAACUCGAGUUUCGUCGUCACUGGUCACCAAAACGGCGCCGUUUUGUUCCACCGGAUCCACGAGGGAUCGAGUGGAGAAGACUGGAACUCCAACUCUGUCUCGAUGGAACACGUCGGGGCUUUCGACGUGGAUGAUUCGGCUGAUCCUGUGACUCUGUUGGAAGUGCACCACGUGGGUCGUGUUAGGUACAUUUUGGCCACGGAUCUUAGCGGGAAGCUGACGGUUUUAACCGAGAACCGAACGGUUUACGGUUCGGUUAUCCCGACGAGUAGACCGCUAGUGUUCUUGAAGCAGAGGCUGUUGUUCCUCACCGAGUCUGGCGCCGGUUCGUUGGACUUGAGGAGUAUGAAGAUUAGAGAAACCGAGUGCGAAGGACUAAACCAUUCUCUUGCGAGAAGCUACGUUUUCGACGCGACGGAACGGUCCAAAGCUUACGGAUUCACAUCGGAUGGCGAGAUCAUUCACGUGCUGCUCCAUGGAGAUAUAAUGAACUUCAAAUGCAGAGUUAGAUCCAAGAAGAAGUUUCAAAUGGAGGAGCCGGUCGCGUUACAAUCGAUCAAAGGCUAUCUACUCGUGAUAAACGAAGAGAAGGUUUUCGCUUUUAAUGUAUCGACUCAGCAUUACGUGAGAACAGCUGGUCCUCGUCUCUUGUUCUCCGCUGGUUUGGAAGAGAUCAGAUCCUCGUUCUUGAGCCAUCGUCAGUCAUCUUCAAGAAAUGUAGGUGUAAAGGCGAGGCCUUUGAUAGCUAGCGACAGAGAGAAUCUUCUUGUGAUGGGUUUAGGAGACGGGUACUUCGGUGUUUACAAGUCGAAGCUUCCGAGUCUCAAAGGAGAGUUCAACACAAUGCUUUGGAGCAGUCCUGUGUUCUUCUUCAUACUGUUUCUCUUCGGAGCUUGGCAUUUCUUUGCAAAGAAGAAAGAAUCUCUCACGGCUUGGGGACCAGAUGAUCCUUUUACUCCGACGGCUGCGGGACAGAACAGCUCUGCGAAAGAGCCGAGUUUUACUGAGCCUGCUAGGAGAAGCGAUGACCUCAUGGAUCUACGUAGAAGGUACGUUGGUGCGUCGCCGUACCGUAAUGACCAGAGUUCGAGAGCUCCGGUGGAUGGAGGAGGGUAUAGAACAACGGCACAGGAUCAUAAUAACUAUCGAGGCGGGUCGGGGCUUGACUCAAGCGGGUUUGGUAAUAGAAGAGAUAGUUUGUAUGGUAACAACAAAGUUAUGGACGACGAGAGUUAAAAAGAAUCUCUGUGACUUUUUGCAUUUGAAUUUUGACGUGUAAGAAAGAAAAUACACUUUGUAAUUCUCAAAGCUUUUUGUUAUUCCUUCCUUUGUAAUUUUACAGACAUUCUCUUCAAAAUGUUUGAAUAAUGUUAAAUUCUUUGCAAA